AUGAAGAAGGGAGCCAAGUUUGAUUGGACUGAGGAAGAUGAUCAGCUGUUCAAUCAUCUCAAGAGGAAGAGUGAUGGCAGUGUUGUAGCCGCCCAAGUGACCAUGGCCACCAACCCAUCAUACUCUUUCAAUCAUGUUCUUGCUGGUGACUACUGCAUGUCUGCAUCAAUCCCAACUGGAUAUGAGCGUGUUGCCGUCACUAGUGAUUACAACUCAUUCAACAUUGAUGACAGUGAUGUUAGAACUGAUGAGCCAUUCCUCGCCAACAUCGAUUUCUCCCUCAAGUUCAAGAAUGGUACUCUGGUCAACACACAGACCACCACGGCCAACAACCCAGGCUACCAAUUCAACAACUUGUUUGCUGGUGAUUACUGCAUGUCCACAACCCUGCCCGCUCCCUCACAGUUCUUUAAUCAUUUGACUGUUCUCAACAACGACAACUCAUUCGACGCCAACAACAACUUCUGUUUCACUCUCGGUGCAGACAAGACGGUCAACGUUGGAUUCAGGAGGAAGAUAUUCGUACUUUCUGCAUUCGUCUGGGAUGACAUCAACAAAGACAAUGUGUUCAACGCUCCAGUAGACCACUACUUUACCGACCAGGUGAUAAGUGUUACGGUCGAGGGUGCGAAAGGAGAUUCAGUCACCAUUACACCAUCGGCCACAGGCGGCGAUUUCAACCUAUACUAUGGUGGAUAUUGCGUGUCGUCAACAAUCCAUCCUGGUUACCAACGUGUGCCUGUGUUGAAUCAAGAUAACACAUUGGACAACAAUAAGUACUGCUUCACUCUCACUGCUGACACCAGAAUAAAUAUUGGAUUCCAGAAACUAUAA
Acytostelium subglobosum LB1 is the source of this 834-nucleotide messenger RNA. RefSeq lists its product as hypothetical. The coding region runs from base 1 to 834 and encodes 277 amino acids. The record is from RefSeq and is a predicted model, not a curated record. The transcript has a single exon. NCBI's taxonomy places the organism in Eukaryota, Evosea, Eumycetozoa, Acytosteliales, Acytosteliaceae.